CGUUGCCAUUUUGUUCUGUUCAUUCACGGGGUGAGACGGCUCGUGGGUUGCGCAACCUGCUCUUCCAGCUUUUGCAAGUCGCACGCCCUUCGGCUUUAACAGUGCGGUUACCUCGCCGUUUAUUUUUUCCUGACCGGUUUUUACCACCUUCUAGGUUUUUUUUUUUCGCGCCGCUGAUACCCACGUGACUAGCUAUGGCCUCCGUCGCUAACCCAGCCAAUGAAACCGAUAAAAACGAUUCAAUAUUAGCCGAUGAGGCCGACAGUAACCCCGAUGAAUCCGCGCUUGGCGAUGAGGUAGAAGAGGAAGAUAACGAGGAGGAUGACGGAGAGGAGGAAAACGAAGACUCCGAGGCGGUUGAGGCCGUCAAGGUUGGAAACACGUACUCGUGCAAGCGGUCUGACGGCACCCUGCAUGAUGCUGAGAUUGUAAAGACCAGAAUGAACAAGCAAGCUGGAAGGGAGGAGUAUUAUGUGCAUUACGUUGGCUUGAAUCGUCGCCAAAAUGAGUGGGUGGACAAAACUCGAUUGGUGUUGUCCAAACUAGUGAAAGAAGAGGCAAACGACACCAAUGGGAAUGACCAGGAGAUGACGGAUAUCACAGAGCAGACAGGAUCCAGGACCCCACAGAAAAGAAAAGUCGAGGAAUCCGAAACAGAAACGAAGAAAUUAAAGGUUGGUGUUUUUGCUGAAGAAAUGACCUGCCUUGUGUGUCUUGAUCUUUUCAAAGAUCCUGUAAUGGUGGAGUGUGGUCAUAACUUCUGCCGAAAUUGCAUCGACAAGGCCUGGCAGGGCAAGGAUUCAUUCACAUGUCCAGACUGUAAUGAAACUCUCUCUGAGAACAAAUACACCACCAACCGGGCCCUAGCAAACUUGGUUAAAAAGGCUGCCAGUCCCAGUGCCUCUACUACUCCAAUAGGGAAGGCACGUUCAAUGGAGAACUGCCCUGUCCAUGAUGAGAGACUGAAGCUGUACUGCAAAGAUGAUGGUAUCCUUGGCUGUGUCAUUUGUCGUGAUUCUCUUAAACAUGUCAACCAUAACUUCCUGCCCAUAUUUGAUGCAGUGGGUGUAUACAGGGAAGAGCUUACAGCUAUUGUAUCCCCAAUGGAAGCUUCUCUAAAAGUGAUUGAGCAGCUAACUAGCCAACAGAAUGAAAAGAUAGAUCAGCACAAGACCAAUGUGUUGGAGUAUAAGCGGCACGUAGUAUCAGAGAUUGAAAAGAUACACAAGUUCCUGAAGCUUCGUGAGGAGAAGCUGUUAGAGCAGCUGAAGGAACAGGGAGAUAGUUUGCUGAAGGAAAUGGAGCAGAACUUGGUCAAGAUGCAGGAAAAACGAGACAACAUUAAGCAGACAAUCUCUGUGGCUGAGGACCGAGUGAAUGACAAGGACGCCAUCUCCUUCCUUACAGACAUAAAGUCUUUUAUUGACAAGUGUCAGGAGCAGCAGAAUGAGGUUAUAUCUUCUGGUAAUACCUUGCUUUCCAAGGACCUGUGUCAGGGAACAUUUAAAGGACCCAUCCAAUACAUUUUAUGGAAGGAGAUGAAAUCUCUUAUUGUCCCGUACCUGUCUCCAAUGAUGCUAGAUCCAAGCACUGCUCACCCUAACUUGCUUCUGUCUGAUGGGCUGACCAGUGUUAAGUACGGAGAUGCCAAGCUCCCGCUCCCUGACAACCCAAAACGUUUCAGCCAGUGUAUUCUUGUUCUGGGUUCUAAAGGCUUUGAUUCAGGGCGUCACUACUGGGAAGUGGAAGUCGGCGACAAGACUGCCUGGGAUGUUGGCAUGGCCAGCGAAUCUAGUAAUCGCAAGGGAAAGAUCAAGCUCAACCCCAAGAAUGGCUACUGGGCAAUCUGGCUAAGGAAUGGCAAUGCCUACAAGGCCCUGGAAUCUCCAUCAAAGUCUCUGGAGUUGGCCACAAAGCCCAAGAGAAUUGGUGUUUAUGUAGAUUAUGAGGGAGGUCAGAUCUCAUUCUACAACGCAGAUAACAUGACCUCCAUUUACACUUUCAAUGCCACCUUUACAGAGAAGCUUUAUCCAUACCUCUCCCCAUUCUUGCAUGAUUCUGGGAGAAAUGUGGAUCCCCUGCGUCUUGUCCACAACUAAUGUUGGGCAGCCAUUGAUUUAAAAUCUAUUUCAGUGAUAUUUCUCCCCUGUCUCAUGCUUCAGUCUUUCAGCUCUGCCCUAAUUGCAGAUAAUUGUAGUUGUGAAACUUCUUUGAUGCUAAACAUUUCCUGUGUAGUCAAACUUGAAUUUUUAAAAUGUGGACUGGAAAGAUGUGAGGCUGUUGGUAAACCAUGCAUUUCAGUUAUUGAAUUCUGCUUGGACUUUUCAAAUCAGAUGGCUCUCUUGCUUGCAUAGUAAAUUAAGUUACUGCCACCAUUCUAAUAGUUUAAGCAGACUAUUCUCUAUUAAAAUAUAUAGUGACAACCAAUGCAUAUAUAUUACACACUUUGUAAUUGUCCUCUAGCAUCAUGUUUUUCAAAGGUAAUAGUGUUCGGAGUAUUUGUUUUUAAAUUUUGAAAUAAAGUUUCUGAAAAUAUAA
Bombina bombina (fire-bellied toad) is the source of this 2538-nucleotide messenger RNA. Its product is annotated as nuclear factor 7, brain. NCBI's taxonomy places the organism in Eukaryota, Metazoa, Chordata, Amphibia, Anura, Bombinatoridae. The transcript has 9 exons. The record is from RefSeq and is a predicted model, not a curated record. Gene Ontology annotation, molecular function: protein binding; zinc ion binding. The coding region runs from base 195 to 2099 and encodes 634 amino acids.